GGUGGACUGCGAUGGAGUCGCUUGUAUAUCGUCUGCUGUUCUUCAUGCUAAUCACUCAUCAUGUGUCGUCUGGAGAUCAGCGUACAGUGUUUCGCUCGCGCCGGCGGGCCAACGCUCUGCUCCUGCGCUCCAGACGGGCCAAUACAUUUCUGCUGGAGGAGAUCCUGCAGGGCAAUCUGGAGCGCGAGUGUUAUGAGGAGAAAUGCAGUAAAGAAGAGGCCCGAGAAUGCUUCGAGAACGACCAGAAGACGAAUGAGUUCUGGGCCAAAUACUAUGAUGGAGACCAGUGCAGAUCUAACCCGUGUCAACAUGGCGGCACGUGUAAGGAUGGCAUCGGCCGAUACACCUGUACCUGUGCGGAGGCGUACAGCGGGCACGACUGUCAGACAGAUAAAUCCCAGUGUCCAUCUGCUGGCCCUUUAGCAUGUGAGCACUUCUGCAGGCCGUCAACAGCUGCAUACCGAUGCUUCUGUGCUCGCGGAUACACACUCAACAGCGACGGCAGGAGCUGCUCACCUAACGUCCAGAACCCGUGCGGGACGACGGAGAUGUCCAGUUUCUGUCCUGAUGGACGCUGCUCAUGGGAGGUGAGGUUUCUGAACGCCAGCGGUCAUGACGUGUGUCACGGUGUGAUUCUGGGCCAGAAGUCUAUUCUGACAUCAGCCACAUGUAUGACUGCACUGCAGGAUCUGCACUUCACUGUCGCGGUGGGCGUCUCCACUGCAGCUGUGCGCGUCUCCAGCUGGACACCUCAUAAGCGUUUCCUCUCUGGUCCGGAUGAUGACCUGUGUUUCCUGGAGCUGCAGGAGCCGUUCCCCCCCAACAUCAGCACCGUCCCGCUCUGCCUGCCUGAGAAAGACUACAGCGAGAACAUCCUGAUGAGGGCAGGGCGAGAGGGUGUGGCCGAGGGCGGAGCCACAUACUCAUACCUGUCAUUGGACGACUGCCGUGACGCUCUGAACCUCACCUUCGUGAUGACCAAUAAGAUGUUCUGCAUGAAGCGUGAGUCUGCAGGCUCCGAGCGCUGCACUGUGAGCUCCGGCAGCCCCGCCGCCACACUGGAGGGAAAAACAGCCUUUCUGACAGGCGUGUCUCUGUCUGCGGGACGCUGCGGGGACACACUGCUGUUCACCAAACUGUCCCGAUACCUGCACUGGCUGCGGCCGCUGCUGCUCGCCUCCGAGAGGGAGCAACCCUGAGAGGGAAACAGACUAUACACAGAGCAGGAUCUGAUUUUGAAAGUAAUGCAGUGCAAUAUUGAGCUGCUCCUUACUUGAGUUACUGAAGAGGAACUAGUAGCUUUACUUGGUUACCUGUUAUGGUGAGUAAUACGUUACAUUACUGUUGAGUUAUUUAUAGCGAUUCUAAAAAUGAUUGCAUUGCAGUCGAGAUUUAAAAGAUAAUAAGUUAAGAAUUGUUUUAUUUUAAAAACGAUUUCCUGAAAACUCAGAUGAGAAUCAGUGUUUGGCUGAAAAAAAUAAUAAAUUAAAUAAAUAAAAUGACUACAACUGACAACAAAA
Messenger RNA from Danio rerio (zebrafish), 1520 nucleotides. RefSeq names its product protein Z, vitamin K-dependent plasma glycoprotein b (gene prozb). Gene Ontology annotation, biological process: proteolysis; blood coagulation; system development. Gene Ontology annotation, molecular function: calcium ion binding; serine-type endopeptidase activity. NCBI's taxonomy places the organism in Eukaryota, Metazoa, Chordata, Actinopteri, Cypriniformes, Danionidae. Gene Ontology annotation, cellular component: extracellular region. The record is from RefSeq and is marked validated.